CUGGGAGUUCCGGCGUUCCCACGGAAGGAUGGAAGGAACGGGACGCUUAUAUAAACGUGAAAGGGUCAGCAAGGAACAUGUAGUCCUUGUCCUGCACUCGUCCGGUCAGCUGUUCCUUGCUCUCGCACUUCACCCUUCGCCAUGGCCAAAUACGCUCUCUCAGCCAUCCUCCUCGCCACGACCCUCCUCCACCUGGCGGCUUCGUCUGCGUCUCCUUCAGCCCCCAGCGAUGGCCAAGAGGACGACCCACGCCUCAUCUUCGGCACGGGGACAGGCAAUUCCGUGACCUUUGACAACGAAGCGAUUAUCUCCGCGAUAAUGUUCUUCAUCAUGGGAGCCGCCUUGGCCUUCUUCGCCUAUGGUUACGUUUUCCCGACCGGUCGUCCCUACGCCCACUACGAUGAUUUGACUGGGUAUUCCAACUACGGGCCAGACCAUACCUACACCGUCCACCGAUCUAUCGACAACGCAGCCAAGAAGUAUAAGGAUUUGUAAUCUCCUCGUUGAUGUGGAUUAAUGAAUGGGGAUUUCUACUUCAGUAAGAUGAUUCUUUAAUAAUGAAGGAGAUUUUGCCCGUGACAUUUUUUGUUCCAAUUGUGAAGGAGAUAUGGGGAUGAAAA
Molecule: messenger RNA, 620 nt
Organism: Penaeus monodon (black tiger shrimp)
Lineage: Eukaryota; Metazoa; Arthropoda; Malacostraca; Decapoda; Penaeidae
Exons: 3
Coding region: 142-495 (117 amino acids)
Source: RefSeq, a predicted model, not a curated record